Cyclospora cayetanensis is the source of this 3948-nucleotide messenger RNA. RefSeq lists its product as uncharacterized. The transcript has 12 exons. The record is from RefSeq and is a predicted model, not a curated record. Lineage: Eukaryota; Apicomplexa; Conoidasida; Eucoccidiorida; Eimeriidae. Gene Ontology annotation, molecular function: dipeptidyl-peptidase activity. Bases 1 to 3948 code for a protein of 1315 amino acids.
AUGGAGCCUGUACCCCGUUCUUCCUGCCCUCCUUAUCCCUCGUUCUCUGCUGCCUUCGCCUCUCCGGUCUUCUCCUUGGAAGCCAUAACCCCCCGAAAGGGUACCGCCCCAGCCAAAGUGCAUCGCCUGGAACAUCGGCCUUCCAAAUCCUCCUUAGGGACAACGUUGAGCAUCACCUCUUCAGAGACAGCUUGCUCCUCCUUGAAGUCUGCUGGGAAUUUGUCUGUUAGGGAAGAGCCUCAAAAGGCAUUUUGUGUGCCCUCUCACGAUGGAACAAUCUCGAGCACCUAUGCAUCAUGCAGGAUAGUACACACAGAACACCGUCCGCAAAAGGGAAGCUGCCUUUAUACACUGACAGGACAGCUCCUAAUGAGCUGCUAUGGGUCCAUUGCGCUCCAUACACUUCUCCUUCAAUUUCUACCUGAUAUUUUUACCCAUCUCAGACUACCCCCAGCCUUUGGACACCCGCUAAUGCUGCUGCCCCCCGAAAACUCGGUAUGGGGGUGGUUCUUCUCCUAUAUCAAUGGAUCGAUUCAGCAGUUUGUCAUGCGGGGAGUACUAGGAUCUCUAAUGUUUAUCUGUCUUCUGCACCUGGUGCGGGUUAUCUUGCAUCCUAUAGCAACUAGCGAGCAGCACCGUAUGCUGCUUGAGGAAAUGCACAAGGGCAGGGUAGACUGCAUCAGCAGUGAAAAGGAAAGCACCUUCAGAUGUCCCCUUAGAAGCGCUGGAUCUGUUCAGUGGAGCAUCAACAAGAGGCGGGAGGGAUUCUGCGCCCAUCUAAUUGCUGGGGUGUGCUUAGCCCUCACGGUUGUUCAAGUUACCAGCUUCUUCUUUGGGGGAUGGACUUUAAAAGCCAUCGGCUUCCCUGAUAUCUAUCUGGCAGCCCUAACGAAACCUGGAGGACUUUGGGGCCAUGAGACAGCAACAAAUGUCGCUCUUGAGCAUUUGCAUCUAGGUGAUUUUCGUUUCGAAGAACUCAAAGAGGCUAUGGAAGCAGUUGAAACUGACCGACGAAAUAAGCCAGUCCUUUUGCUUGUCUUAGUAUUAGGGUUUGCUUUAGACACAUGGGGGCAAUACCUGCAGAAAGUGCUCUUGCUAAUGUCGUCGCUUUUUGCGGUCGUUAUGACCUUCGCGUCCUUCAACUUACAAGGCGUUCCGUCGUGCAAUUCCACUGACCACCAUUGGGUUGAUUUUGGACUGCAACGGGACCUAGGGCACAUGACUGAAGCAGAUGCCUCCCACCUGGCCUCCAAACCGCCGCUGCUGUAUUCGCAAUACGUAUUAAUGAGGGAUGGGGUACAACUCGCCGCAGAUGUACACCUUCCCUUUUCCCUUGCCGGAUCGGCAAGGGCUUGGGCCUUGUUGCAACACAGAUUGCACGUUCUACAGACCGCGGCAGCUGCAGCAAGAGCGAAGGCACAAGCAGAGGAGCAGGACACUGAGGACUACCGCAGGACCGUGCGAUUAAUACCUUUUUUAGAAAAUGUAAUUCAAAAGCUGUUGGAGGAUGAGGCAAAAUUGUUACAGACCGUUCAAAGGGUUCCGGUAUAUCUUGAGAUUACGAGAUACAACAGAAGAUCCGAACACUACUGGCCCUUCACUCUCCUUUCCAUUUGGAAUCAUCCUAGAGGCGCCUCCCUAAACAUUUGGAGCUGGCAGACGCAGCAGUUGCUUGUUUCUAAUGGAUACGCGGUCGUGGUCGUUGAUACGAGGGGAUCAGGGGCUUCCUUUGGGUUUCGGUCAGUCGAUCUUGGCUUUGAGGAGCUGCAAGAUUCCGCACAGCUGGUAAAGUGGGCCAAGCGUGAGUGGUUCUCGAAUGGGAAAGUUGGGGGCGGCGGUUUGUCAUACGAUGGAAUGCUCGGAUUGUCCAUGGCGGCAGGUGGAGGCGUAGACGCUGUUAUUUCUCUUUUCACCCCAAUGGAUGUUUUAGGGGAACUUGUGGCACCUGGCGGGAUGAUGUGCCAUUCCUUCUUGAAUGAUUACACCGGCCUUACGAGCGACUUUGAGCGCCACGGAACACCAUGGAGGCACAUGAUGAAGAGUCCACUGCACUUUCCUUUUCAUGUUCUCCUAGGAUUUGCGUUUUCGUUUGGGGGCAUCAGCGGGGUUUUAGGGCACGAGGCAGAGCUACCCAAUGCCAUUAGAGCUCACCAUCGCAACUGGAAGAUGACCGAUGCUGUAAGUGCACUUCGAUUUUACGAUGACAAGGUGCAGUUCACGGAGGAACUGGAGGCUAAAGCAACUUCUUUUGGAAUUACAAAGGAAAUAAUGCGAAAGCUCGCGUACAACAAUGUCAGUGUGCUCACUGUUGGGGGCUUCUGUGACUCUGCAACUGCGCGAGGUGCUAUCCGAUUGUUUUCAUAUAUGCAGCGAAAAGCACCAAAGAGCCAUCCGCAGCUAAUUUUGGGUAAUUGGAAUCAUGGGGGAAGAAGAAGCUGCGACCCUUUUGGAGGAAACUUUUCCUGUUUUGAGACAAACUUGUAUGCUACUGUCCUGCGGUUUUUCGACUGUCGGCUGAAGAACAAAUGCUGGGGAGGCAUUUGGGAAGAGGCCCCCGUCCACUAUUGGCAGACGGGCAGUGGAGAGUGGCGUGCAGCUGAGACUUUUCCACCCGGAAACACCAUGCAGCGUCUUGAUCUGCAGUUCACCAAUAACCCCAUUAAAAGCCACUCCACCGCUUCGAAAGGUGCUGGCAGAUCUUCCGCAUCGCUUGCUCCUGAAUUUGGUGCUCAUCUGUUUGACCCGCAUCUCCACUUCUCCAGUGGCCUUGAGCAUGUAUUACACGACAUCAUCCAGCGCGUGCGGCUUUAUGGAAAUAUGCUGCGACUGUACGAAGAGGCAGCGAUGCAGGAAGAAACUCUGCAGAUCGGCGAUGUCAGUACCCUAGAAGCAAGGCACUUGCAGCGCCAGGAGAAGCAAGAGAAACAAGAGCAGGAUACUCGAAGAGCUGGAGGCCUCAAAGCAGCAACGCCACGUUCAUGGUUACCUCGUUUGCUCGCUGCGCUUAUUGCUGCCGUCUCUUCUUACGGACACACAAAUCCUGCCAGCGAAUUGCGGGAGCUUUUCAGCAGAGACAAAAAUGCCUAUUUUUUGCAGCUUCCGAAGAAAGCAAAAGAUAGCACGCCGUCUGCACUAGCUGUAAGCGAUGCGGCCAAGGACGCAACGGUUUUAUGCAGUUUGCUCACGCUGCUAAACGGAAGCCUGUUGUUGUCGGUGUGGUCAAAACAGGUGGAAAAGAAGCGCGAACAAAGUGUUGCGAUAGAAUACACGGUGGAGUAUCUCUUUUCGUCUGGAGAGUAUUCUCGGUGGAUCAUUGGGCAGCAUCCUUUUCGAAUGCCUGUGCAUUAUGGAAACCGUCUCUUUCCAAUGAAAAGGCGCCCUGAGUUCCCCCUUACUAUUAGCCCUGACCAAGGACAUCCACAGCAUUUUUCCUUGUCUCCUUAUUCUCUGGAUCAACUCCUGGCACGUCCUCUCUCCUUCGUGACGGACCCCUUGUUGGAGCCGAUUGAGAUGGUCGGCAGUGCCUUUUUAAGCCUAACGAUAUAUGCAGAAAACUGCAACGAUCUGACUUUAUUCGCCUACUUAGAAGACGUAGACGUUGCAGUGGGAUAUUCACACUAUAUUACCGAAGGACAGCUGAUGGCGUCAAACCGUCCUUCUGAGGCGUCCGCAAAUUUGCCCGUUGGAGCCUACGGAAGAGUGUCGAGGUCUUUUUCUAGGCAAGAUCACAAGCCAUUAGACGAGGGUGGCGAGUCUGUUGCCGUAUCGCUGAACUUUGAGCCACACAGCUGGACGUUCAAUGCGGGUCACGCGAUUCGCUUGGUUUUGACUGGAAGUGACAACGACAACUUCAGCUUUGGCGUCAACACCGACGUGAGGCUACCCAGCACAUGGAAGGUCGUUACUUCUUCCGCCAUUCUGUCACUUCCUGUCCUGGAAACCAAGUGA